This is a messenger RNA of Hirundo rustica (Barn swallow), 3068 nucleotides long. It is a transcript of the gene CABLES1, whose product is annotated as Cdk5 and Abl enzyme substrate 1. Lineage: Eukaryota; Metazoa; Chordata; Aves; Passeriformes; Hirundinidae. Gene Ontology annotation, cellular component: cytosol. Gene Ontology annotation, biological process: nervous system development; regulation of cell cycle. The record is from RefSeq and is a predicted model, not a curated record.
AUGGCGGCGGCCGCCACCGCCGCCAGCCCCGGCAGUCCCGCCGCCGGGCCCCUGCCGCCGCCGGCGGAGCCCUGCCCCAGGAAAGCGCCGCAGCCGCCGCCGGGGCCGCCGCAGCCGCCGCCGCCGGCGCGCAGCGACCCCCGGCGCAGGCAGGCCGCGCUCUCCUUCCUCACCAGCAUCUCCCUCGACGGGCGGCCCCCGCCGCCGGGCAACGACGGCCCCGCCGCCCGGCCCCGCCAGGCGCAGCCGCCGCCGCGGCUGGGCAGCCCCCCGGCGGCGCCCGCCGAGCCCCCGGAGGAGGAGGAAGACGAGGAGGAGGAGGAGGACGCGUUCGCCGCGGUGCAGGUGCCGCCCGCCGCCUUCCUGGGCGCCGCGGCGCCGGGCAGCCGCGGCCGCCUCAACUCCUUCACGGCGGGGGUGCUGCCGGCGCCCUUCGGCCGCACCAGCCCCCAGGGCGGCGGCGCCGGAGAGCCGGGGCAGCCCGGCCCCGCCGCCGCCUUCGAGCUGCAGCGGUCCCGACGUCGGCUGAUCUCCCAGCGAUCUUCUCUGGAGACUCUGGAGGACAUCGAGGAAAAUGCCCCACUGCGGAGAUGUCGGACACUCUCAGGAUCACCCAGACCAAAGAACUUUAAGAAGGUUCAUUUUAUCAAGAACAUGCGGCAACACGAUACCAGAAACGGCAGAAUAGUCCUUAUCAGCAGCAGAAGAUCCUUCUGUAGCAUAUUUUCAGUGCUGCCAUAUCGAGACUGUACCCAAGUCGGGGACAUGAAGCUGGAUGGUGGACGCCAGUGCCAUUCUACUGGAGUGUGUCUGAAAGAGAUAAUUGGUCUUGAAGGUGUGGAGCUCGGAGCAGAUGGGAAGACUGUUUCUUAUACACAGUUCCUAUUCCCCACCAAUGCUCUGGGAACUCGGAGGAACACGAUAGAUUCCACCUCAUCUUUCUCCCAAUUUCGCAAUGCAAGCCAUCGUAGCCUUUCUUUGGGAAGAGCUAACAGCACCCAGGGGAGCAUUGAUGCAGGUAGCGACCUGGGAGACUUUGUUGAAUACGACCCAAAUCUUUUAGAUGAUCCCCAGUGGCCAUGUGGCAAACACAAGCGGGUUUUAAUAUUUCCUUCAUAUAUGACCACGGUCAUAGACUACGUGAAGCCAUCAGAUCUGAAGAAGGACAUGAACGAGACCUUUAAAGAGAAGUUCCCUCACAUCAAGCUCACCCUCAGUAAAAUAAGAAGCUUGAAGAGGGAAAUGCGCAAGCUUGCUCAAGAAGAAUGUGGUUUUGAAGAGCCCACAGUGGCCAUGGCCUUUGUCUACUUUGAGAAGCUCGCUCUCAAGGGGAAGCUGAACAAGCAGAAUAGAAAGCUUUGUGCUGGAGCUUGUGUUCUUUUAGCAGCCAAAAUUGGCAGUGACCUCAGAAAACAUGAAGUCAAGCAUCUUAUAGAUAAACUGGAAGAGAAGUUCCGGCUGAACAGGCGAGAGCUGAUUGCCUUCGAGUUCCCGGUGCUGGUGGCCUUGGAGUUUGCUCUCCACCUUCCCGAGCACGAAGUGAUGCCUCACUACAGACGCUUGGUGCAGAACUCCUAGCGCUGGCUGCCCUGCGGGGAAGGGGCUCCCGACUGUUCCCGCUCGGCUCUCCCGAGCCGCAGUUACUACUGGAAAUGCAAAAUCAGACUCCUAACACUUCACUCUCUCUCCCCCCGCCCCUAAACAGUUUUUCUGGCUACAGGAAAUACUGCAUCGACUCUUGGCUUUGACGAAUUUGUGUAUCGUUAUUUUCUCAAAGCAGGUGAAGACUGAGUUGUUGGUAAAUAGUUCACGUGCUGAAACUGGGUGGCAACUGACCCUACCUGUAGGGACUACAGCUAUAAACUAGGCAAAAAUUAGAAGGGCAGCCUCCACGACCACCCCUCUCUCCAUCACACAAACCCUGGAAGCCCACUGAGUGCAUUCUCGUAGCGCUUUUUCUACAGACCUGCUGCAAAUUCCAAGAGGACUCCUUAAAGUGAAAAAGCUUUUAAAGAAGAUAUCUUCACUGUGUCAAAAAGAAUGUGCCAAUCUAUUUUUGUAUCAGCAAUUGAAAGUGCACUUUUUCCUGUGGGGUAUUUGUGUGCGUAUCCGUGUGUGUGUGUGCGUGUGCGACAGCGAACUGAUCUCGGUCUGGGUGGUUGGCUUAGCUGUUUCCAAGUGUAUCAGUUACUGAUGGUGAAGAUCAAGGUGACCUUACACGUUUACUCCUUGAAAAAUGUUAACUACUGGAAAAGUGGUAAAUGGGAUCAUUUUUGGACCCUUGGGUUUUUUUUAUUCUCUGAUCUUUCCAACAUUGUACCUUUGAAAGGAUUACACUACUACUACUGCGAGAGGAGGAUCAGCAACUGACCUUAAGUUUUCAGUCAUGUUUGCGGUAAAGAUGAAAGCAUUAGUAUAAGAUUUCCAUGUCAUGUUUUUUAAAAAUAUCUUGUGUUAAGCCACAUGCAUAUUUUUAACCUUCGCACUUUUCCCACUGUGGAGAUGGUUAGACUUGCACUCUGUAGUGUUGUAUUUCUGUGCUCUAUGUUAGAGUGCGUAAUAAGCACAUUUAUUGUGCUCUAUCUUAAAACAGUGUUUUAUUAAAAAUAAUAAUUAAAAAAAAGAGUAGGGCUCAGCACUAUAACGGGUGUCUUAAGGCUCCAACAGCAGGGGCAUCACACAUUAUAGUUUUGGGGUUUUAAUUAGGAUUGACUGCAAAACCUAAAAUCUGUGCCCUUUGAGAUUCAGUUCCUUUAGACAUUGCAGUACUGGAGUUUUAUGGUAAAACUUCUUGCAGCUUCCCUGGUUCUGACUGGACACCCAGAAAGCUUAAAGGCUUUAUCCAAGCUCCUGAUGCUGUAUCCACACUAUGCUAAUGCCAUGCUGAUGGACAUUGUUCAAUUGCAGUUUUCAUGUGGGAUUCCACCCCUGUCCAAUCUUCUCCUGUGCUGGUUCACUUAACAAGCCUUGCCCUCAACGUGCCCCACAUGGAUCAAAAGCUAAAGUCAAGUUAUUACAUUUGUGGUAAUUAUAAAAUAAAUAAUAGUCUCAACUGUGAGAUUUCAGCU